AUGCAGCUUGCUGUGUCUUUAAUUGCAGUUUGUGCGUUAAUCAAAGUUGAAGGAUAUCCCUCUCCGUACUAUGGAGCUAAUGUGGAUUCAUACUCAUUCGGAUCCGCCGACAGGAAUCGCGGCGGAAUGGUGUUGAGUCGUUACUAUAACCCAUACUAUAAUCCUAGAGCUGUAGGUGGUGGUAUGGCAGCCUUUAUGUUCAAACCCGAACAAUACCAACCUCAGACCAGUCAGUACUACCUCCCAGACAGAAGACGUCAAACACCUCAGGAUAUCAACUUCGCACCACCACAACAAAAUGAAGUUUAUUAUCAAACUCCUGAAGUAUCAGGCAGACCAACUUACGUUCCCCAAUCACCUUUCGUCCCAGAGGAACCGACUGUUACAGAAAGUACUGAAAUCGUAGACCCUACUGAAAAGGUAGAAACUCCUACUACACAAAAAACUAUAUCGGUUCCAGAAAUAACCGAACCUGAAGUCGAAGAGAUUCCUGAACCUACUCCGAAGAGACGUGUUACAAAGAAGAAACAAGUAAAACGGCCAGUUAAUGAAGACGAAGAAGAGGGAGAUGAUUAUCCUCCCAGGAUUCCUACUGGCGCAUACUUCCCCAUGUUCUUUGGAUAUGGUGGGAGGUCUUCACAAGGAACUCCCCAAGGUGCCACGGCUAUAGCAAAUGCCUUUAGCACAGGCCGUGGAGGAGUCGCUACAAGCCACGCCACUGCCUAUGGACCACCAAGACCAGAAGCUAAAUUGUAA
Leptosia nina is the source of this 756-nucleotide messenger RNA. NCBI's taxonomy places the organism in Eukaryota, Metazoa, Arthropoda, Insecta, Lepidoptera, Pieridae. The record is from the annotation of a GenBank genome assembly.